GUUAAAGCAAGAUCGAUAGAACGUGUAGCGGUUGUUUGUGAUGUCAACACGUAAUUUCAGGAGAGUAUAAACAUUUUCCAAAAGACUCCUAAUAGUAUGCGUUAAUUGCUUUAUUUUUGGUAACGCAAAAAAUAUUUACAAGUACCUAGUACGGAUAAAAAUGACGAAACAAUCGAUCUAUCUCCACUUUAAAAUCGAAAUAACUCCGCGGUGAUAAUGUGUGUCAAAUUUAGUGUUUUUUUAGUGUUUAAACGAUUUAUGAAAUUGUGACUUACUGAUUUGUGAGUGUAAUAAUUAAGCAGCUGGAAUGGCUUUUCGGGAGUAUGUAGCUGGAUUCUUCCACAAUCACAACGUGAUGGCUCCUUUCUCGCGGUUCUACAGAGCCAUGGUGCUCAAAAUGAACCAACAUGAGGAUGAGGCAACAACGUCGGGCAUUACCGAUGGCGCGGCGGAUGAGCAACAGAAUCGAGUCAUCUUCGUCAACCGCCCGCAGCCACAGAAGUUUGUUAACAACAGGAUAUCAACUGCAAAGUAUAGCGUGCCGUCGUUCGUUCCCCUGUUCCUGUUCGAACAGUUCCGCCGCUACUCCAACUGCUUCUUCCUGCUGAUCGCGCUCUUGCAGCAGAUCCCAGACGUUUCGCCCACCGGCCGCUGGACCACGCUCACGCCGCUCAUCCUUAUACUUACUGUUAGCGCCAUUAAGGAAGUCGUCGAGGAUUUUAAACGUCAUCGAGCAGAUGACGAGACAAACCGACGGAAAGUGGAAGUGCUUAGGGAUGGAAGAUGGCAAAGCAUCAGAUGGGAAAAACUUCAAGUCGGCGACAUAUGCAAAGUUCUCAACAAUCAGUUUUUUCCGGCCGACCUUGUGUUAUUGGCCUCUAGCGAACCCCAAGGCAUAUCUUUCAUCGAAACAUCGAACUUGGACGGCGAAACUAACCUCAAGAUACGUCAAGCUAGUCCAGAUACAUCUUGCUUGGAUACGGUCUUUGCACUUGCUGACUUCAGAGCGACGGUGCAGUGUGAGCCGCCCAACAGACAUCUUUAUGAGUUUAAUGGGAUGCUUAAGGAGGCUAAUGCUAAGACGUUGCCGCUGAACCUGGAGCAGAUGUUGUUGCGCGGCGCCAUGCUGCGCAACACGGCCUGGGUGCACGCGCUCGUCGUCUACACGGGCCACGAGACCAAGCUCAUGAAGAACUCCACCAAGGCUCCGCUGAAGCGGUCGUCGAUCGACCGUCAGACGAACACGCACAUUUUGAUGCUGUUCAUGAUCCUGCUGGUGCUGUCGUUGCUGAGCGCCGGCUGUAAUGAACUGUGGCUGCGCUUGCGCAUGAAUACGGACUGGUACACCGGCCUCGACGAGGCACAGAAUGCACAUUUCGGAUUCAACUUUUUAACCUUUUUGAUAUUAUACAACAAUCUUAUACCUAUAUCCUUACAAGUUACUGCUGAAAUUGUGAGAUUUUUUCAAGCAAAAUUCAUAGCAAUGGAUGGCGAGAUGUACCACGAACAGACGGACACGCCGGCACUGGCGCGGACCUCCAACCUUAACGAGGAGCUGGGCAUGGUGCGAUACGUGUUCAGCGACAAGACCGGCACGCUCACCUGCAACGUCAUGGAGUUUCGCAAAUGCUCCAUCGCCGAGGUGAUCUACAACAAACCGAGUCCAAACGAGCGUCUCGAGGACACGCUGCUGUACCAGAACCUCGACAGCGGCCAUCCCAGCGCGCCCGUCAUCACCGAGUUUCUCACCAUGCUGGCCGUCUGCCACACCGUCAUACCCGAGCCGAUCGACGGCGUAAUCAACUACCACGCAGCGUCGCCCGACGAGCGCGCGCUGGUGAGCGGCGCGGCGGCGUGGGGCUGGACGUUCGAGACGCGCACGCCGGCCGCCGUGACGGUGCGCGCGCGCGGCCGCUCGCUCACGUUCGCCGUGCUGCACGUGCUCGCCUUCACGUCGGCGCGCAAGCGCAUGUCCGUGCUCGUGCGCACGCCCUCGGGCGAGAUCAAGCUGUACUGCAAGGGCGCCGACUCCGUCAUCUACCCGCGCCUGGCGGGCGGCCCGCGCGCCGCGCCCUACGCGGAGGCCACGCUGGCGCACCUCGAGCACUUCGCGGCCGAGGGGCUGCGCACGCUGGUCUACGCCGUGGCCGACGUGCCCGAGCGCGUCUAUGAGGACUGGUCGAAUAUGUAUCACAAGGCGAGCAUAGCGAUACACGAUCGAGAGCAGAAAAUCGAAGAGGCUGCGCUCCUCAUCGAGAACAACCUCCGGCUGCUCGGCGCCACCGCCAUCGAGGACAAACUGCAGGACGGCGUCCCGGAGUCGAUCGCGGCGCUGCUGAAGGCCAACAUCCACGUGUGGGUGCUGACGGGCGACAAGCAGGAGACGGCCAUCAACGUGGCGCACUCGGCGCGCCUGCUGCACGCCGCCAUGCCGCUGCUGCUGCUCAACGAGGAGAGCCUUGACGCAACGCGAGAGAGUCUGUCGCGUCACCUGACAGACUUCGGCGAAAACCUACGUAAGGAAAACGAAGUGGCACUCGUCAUCGACGGCCAGACGCUCAAGUACGCGAUGGGCUGCGACUUGAAGAAAGACUUCAUCGACCUCUGCGUGUCCUGUAAAGUAGUCGUGUGCUGUAGAGUGUCGCCCAUACAAAAGGCAGAGGUCGUAGAGAUGGUGUCGCGGGCGACGGGUGCCGUGACGCUGGCGAUCGGCGACGGCGCGAACGACGUGGCCAUGAUCCAGCGCGCCUCCGUCGGCGUCGGCAUCUCCGGCGUCGAGGGGCUGCAGGCCGUCUGCGCCUCCGACUACAGCAUCGCACAGUUCCGGUUUCUGGUGCGGCUGCUGUUGGUACAUGGAGCCUGGAACUACUCGCGUAUCAGCAAACUCAUUCUGUACUCAUUUUACAAGAAUAUUUGUCUCUACGUCAUCGAGCUGUGGUUCGCUAUCUAUUCAGCUUGGUCUGGUCAGAUUCUGUUCGAGAGGUGGACAAUCGGGUUCUACAACGUGAUAUUCACGGCGCUACCUCCCUUCGCCAUAGGACUGUUUGACAAGAUCUGCUCGCCUGAAAUCAUGCUUAGGCACCCGGUGCUGUACAUCCCAUCGCAGCAAGGCCUGCUGUUCAACGUGCGCGUGUUCUGGGUGUGGGCGGUGAACGCGCUGCUACACUCAAUACUGCUGUUCUGGUUGCCGGUACUGCUCACGAGCCACCACGUGCUGUGGCCCAGCGGCAAAGACGGCGGGUAUCUCGUGCUGGGCAACUUCGUUUACACCUUCGUGGUAGCGACAGUGUGCCUGAAGGCGGGGCUGGCGACGCACUCGUGGACGUGGGUCACGCACGUCUCCAUCUGGGGCUCGCUGGCUCUCUGGUUCCUCUUCAUACUAGUAUACAGCAACCUGUACCCGGUGGUGGUGAUCGGCGCAGUUAUGCGUGGUAUGGACCGCAUGGUGUUCAGCUCGCUCGUCUUCUGGUUCGGCUUGCUGCUGGUGCCCGUCGCCACUCUGCUGCCCGACCUGAUCAUCACCGUCGUGCAUAACUCGGCGUUCAAGACGAUGACGGAGGCGGUGCGGGAGAGCGAGAUCAAGAAGCGAGAUCCCGCCGCGCUACUCGCGCACCCGCGACACUCUUGGACUUACCUCAUUUGGUAUAUGAGAGGAAUUACAGCCUUUAAAAGCGCGGCGGACGCCCGGCUCGCCGUGGCCAGGCUGGCGCAGUCCUCACGGAGACCGCGCGGCUGCUGCAGAACGUGCGCAGCGUGUUCGGACGCCGCUCCGCCGCGCGCGCCGCCACUGAGCUCGAGCUGUCGCAUGGGUUUGCGUUCUCACAAGAGGAGGGCGCGAGCGUGUCGCAGGCAGACGUCAUCCGCGCGUACGACACAAGUCGGCCGCGGCCGCGCUCCUAAGCUGACCGACGCUCCCCACAGCCGCAGAGUGCAAGAUGUACUUCAAGAUCGUCGUAAUGACGUACAAAGUAAAAAUAAAUAUUUUCGUCACAUUUUAAUGAAUUUUAAAUAUACAUUUUUUUAAGGCUUUAGCGCCCCCCGCGGGCAGUACAUGCGCAUGUCUUAGUCUUCAUCAUAUUAUUAUAUACUCAUCUACUUAAGUGUAUACAUACAUAUGUGUGUAGUUAUCACUAUAAUUGGGAAUCAGUGUAAUGAUCUAUAUAUGUAAUGAGAUAUGUUUACCUGCGGGCGUCGUUGAGUUUGUAUAUAAUUUGAUAUUUAUUUAUAUUUUAUUCGACAUAAAUCGUCUUUUAAAAUCAUGUAAACCGUUAACGGUCACUAUUUAUUUUCGUACCAAUUUAUCUUUUAAAUUAAGUUUUAAUUCAUAACUUUCUGUUAAUUAAAUUAACAUAAAAAUGAAUUAUCUUUUAACAUUUAUGGCUUUAACUAUAUAUAUUGUUUAGGGGGUAAUUAGGUAAUGCUGUAUUUUUCUUUCAAAUGUCAAAUCAGUGAUGUUAGAAAGAGAGAAAAGUCAAAAAUCAGUAUUUAACUAAGCACCAGCUAGACAACGUUUAUAAGUGAGGCCAAUAGCUUAUUUUUACAUAAUAUUUAACGCUAAAUCAAAUGUUUAUAAAAUUUUCCUUUUUUAUUAUUAUGACCAAAGAUUAACCAAGUUAUAAUAACAAAUAUUAAUAUAUUAUUAGAAUUAUAAUACAUUGAAGUAAUGUCUCGAUUUUAGUACAAACGUAACUUAUUGAUUCUUUACUGUUACCCAACUAAGGCCAAAGGAAGGUAAUGCUAUUAUUUAUUGUUACCUCAUUAUGUUUAGCUAAAGCUUCAUGUUAAUUAUAAAUAAAUGCUUGUAGGUGUCCAGUAUAAUUAUCGAUGUUAGCUAAUUGUAUUCAUGUUUAUAAAAAAUAAUUUUAGUAUUCAGUAUUCAAUGUCUGGUCUUGAGAUCUGUCGGUUUAAAAUUAAUACAUGAAAAGUCGUACUAAUAAAUAAAUAACAUUUUCUUAAUUUUAAGCAUUUGUCUGAUCUCGGAGUUUAAAUUUUUUAUCACGUCACACUCUUUUUACACGGAAUGAUUAUGGGUUGAAUUACAACAAAUUAUUAUUAUAUUCAAUAAAUAAAUCGUGCUAAUUGCACAUAAUUUCGCCAAAGUUAUGAAAAGUACACCUUAGUAUAACGAAUUUGAAUAUAAAUAAAAUUGUAACUCAGCGGGACUUGAACCAUUUGGGUAUAUCGUCAAUUGAGUUAUGUGUCUGCUGUAAAGACAUUUUGGAUACUAUAUUUAUUGGUUAAUGUUGUAACAUUUUAUUUCCGAUUAAUGAAUGAUUCCAACAGUAGGUAUGUGUAGUUCGAGGCCCUAAUUUUAUAAAUCUCAUAUGCAUUUGCUUAUAACACUUAGAUAAGCUUAAUCAUCUCCAGCUUAUGAAAACGAAGUCAUAUUGCCUAUACUUAAUCUGAAUGCUAAUUGGUCAAACGCAGACGAUGAUGCAAUAAGCGACCAAUAAGCGUACAAAUUAAAGCCAAAUUAGUUAAUGUUACUUUAUCCAGCGUUUCAAAAACUUGAAGGCAAUGUCACCGCCUUAACAUUCGAUUUUCGAAAUCAUUUAUAGAGCAUUUUAGUUAUCAUUAUUUCAAAUAGAAAAUUAUAUAAAAAAAAAAUUAAUAAUAUUUCUCCAAUAUUAUAACACAUUAUUCAUUUCUUCCUUCCAAAUAAGAUUUGUUCACGAGGCAACACUGACAUACGCUACAGUAUGUUUCUAGUUCUAUGUAUGAAUCAUUAAAUUUGUAAAACGAUUGAUAAAAAUGAGGAUCAAAAUUUUUACAAAAUUACUGUCAUUUGAAGGCAUUUAUCGAUCCCAUUGAAACAAAUAAGUAAUUAUCAUUUUAAUCGAAUAAUAAAAUAUCAUUAACUGGAAUAAAUCGUUAUAUUGUUAUUGUUAUUAAAUCAUAUGAAGAAUUUAAUUACAAUAAGCGCUUAAGCAAGUUCUAAAAGCACGAAUUUAUAUUUCAUUAAAAUCAUCAGCACCUUAAAUUCAAUAAUUCCGUUUUAGUCCUUACAAUUCUGUCCCAAAUAAAAAAAUAGCUUUACUUUUUUUUUCUCAAACUAUCAAUGAAGCUAUUAUAUAUUUUAGUAAAAAAAUGUAAAUCGAUUCGGUUCGGAUUGCUCUCUCUUAAACAACCCAAGAACCCCCCUCGAAUUGAAAGUGACAAGUUUACGGUUUUAGAGUGAGCAGUUCCUGAACGCGUCGAUAACUUCUACUGAAUUAUUGUGAUAUAACUGAUGAAGUAAAUCUUUCAGAGUCUUUACAAAUGUCGACUGCUAGCGGGUUUUUGUAAGAUGUGUUACUGAUAUUUAUCACAUAUACCUCUAACAGUUUAUUAUUGUUAACUGUUAACUCGUCUAAGUUUGAGGCGGAGUUCGGACCUGUGUGUCUUGGAAAUGUUAUAACCACCAUCAUAUUAAACGAAACUUUGCCAUAUCACCACCAAUCGCGAAAUAUAAUUACGUUUUUCUUUAAAAUAUUUUUUAAAUUUCAAAUUUAUUAAUGAAAAAUUUCACAUUGAAAGUCAUCAUAACUCUGAUAACGAAGAGAUCGAAUCAAAUAAUAAAAAAAUAUAUAUAACAAUUAUAAAAGAGGUAACAUUCACGCAAUCAUUGUAUGUAAUUAAUCUUACUAGUCCAGUCAGAUUUGGUAUUCCAAUUGUAAAAUCUGCUUAAUCCAUCUAAUCUAAUUUUUUAAUAUAAACUAACAUUGACCAAAUUAGUUCGUCAAAUGAAUGUCAGCUGGUCAUAGUAUUAUAUCCUUGCGAUAAAUGUUAUUGCAAAUAUUUAAAAUAUAUAGCUACAUUAUUAACGUGGUCCUAACCUACCUUUGUAAACUAAUAUCUAGCCACGUGGGACCAAUGGGACCGUUUGCUACACGACUUUAGUCGUGACUCCAAUAAAGAUAAGUAAAGCUGUAAGGGUUAAUAUUGAUUGACACAUAGUUCCGAACUUGGUCUUUUAUAAUAUAAGCAAAGAUGUGAAUGUAACUGAAAUAUAUGAUUUGUUCUCGUUCU
Nymphalis io (European peacock) is the source of this 7008-nucleotide messenger RNA. RefSeq names its product probable phospholipid-transporting ATPase IA (gene ATP8A). Bases 308 to 4024 code for a protein of 1238 amino acids. The record is from RefSeq and is a predicted model, not a curated record. Gene Ontology annotation, molecular function: magnesium ion binding; ATP binding; ATPase-coupled intramembrane lipid carrier activity. Lineage: Eukaryota; Metazoa; Arthropoda; Insecta; Lepidoptera; Nymphalidae. The transcript has 25 exons. Gene Ontology annotation, biological process: phospholipid translocation. Gene Ontology annotation, cellular component: plasma membrane.